Molecule: messenger RNA, 1473 nt
Organism: Ambispora leptoticha
Lineage: Eukaryota; Fungi; Glomeromycota; Glomeromycetes; Archaeosporales; Ambisporaceae
Source: the annotation of a GenBank genome assembly
AUGCAAGACAUCGAAACAAGUUACUAUGAUCUUGUGGUGCGCAUGUGCGAUGAGUUGAAAGGUGUGCUGCUUCAAAACAAACCCACCGACCCUGUGGCCCUUGCAAUCGGUUGUUUAAACGCCGUUCAACAGAAGAAGAGGGAAUCGAAUGAACCGUUUCAAUUCUGGAAUUUAUAUUCCGAAUAUGCGGAUUCAAUCACAAAUAGCCAGCGCAACAAUCCGCCAAAACCCAAGACUCCAAACGGGUUGAGCAAGAAGCGACAAAGGGCAGACGAAGAACAAAGGAGCAAUACUUCAUUUUCUUCUUCAUUUCCUUAUCCGAACCCGUCCACGUCGUUAUUACAAUCGUUCAACGAGGAGAAUCAGAGCCAAGGGCAUCCUUCUUUAGCCAGCUCAUCAUCACCUAACAACAAUACAACUCCCCGACUUUCUUCUCGUUUUCACAAUCAUACUCCAGUUUACAAAAAUAUGCGUCGUAACUCUGUUAGCGCCGAAUCGAUCAAUCCGGAACAUUGUAGUAAGCUCCCAGUGUACCCGAAAGAUGCGCUCUCAAAGAGACAAAUCGAAGAAGCUACUCAAAAUAACCUGCUCUUUCGUAAUUUGGAUAAGGAAAUCAAAGAUAAAGUAUUGGAUGCCAUGUUCGUAAAGCCCGUUAAAAAAGAUCAAAUUAUUAUUCAACAAGGAGAGGAAGGUGAUAAUUUCUAUGUUGUUACUCACGGUAUGUUCGAAAUAUUAGUAAAUGAUCGUCCAGUCAUUACGGUCGCUGACGGCGGGAGCUUUGGUGAACUUGCUCUCAUGUAUAAUACACGAAGAGCAGCUACCGUAAGAGCAAUCACAGAUGGCACUCUUUGGGCCGUAGAUAGAAAAACUUUUCUCAGUACGAUUGCUACCUAUGUAGAUCACAAAAGAAAAAGCUAUGAGAAAUUUUUGAGAUCUAUUAGUAUCUUUAAAGAUCUUCAUCCGCCUGAGAUUAGUAAACUUGCAGAUGCAUUAGAACCGAUAGAAUAUAGAAAUGGUGAUCGCAUCAUUAAACAAGGCGAUCCUGGAGAGUAUUUUUACAUUAUUGAGAGAGGUCACGUCGAGGUCUGGAAAGAAUAUGAAAAUGGCACCAGCCAUUGUUUAUCAACCCUUUCAGACGGACAAUAUUUUGGCGAACUCGCUCUUAUUGAAGAUAAGCCACGUAGGGCUACAGUCUAUGCCAAAGGAUCAGUUAAGCUCGUGGCUCUUAAACGCGAAGCUUUCGUUCGUCUCUUAGGGCCAAUCGGAACAAUUAUGGAUAUUAUCAAGAUAAACGCACAGUCAUAUGACAUUAUUGAAUAUCAACAUCAUCUACCACUUUCUCCCGCUUCGCCUGUGCCCGAGCGUUCAGGUGAUAGUAUGGUUAUCGAUAGCAUUGCUGAUUCGCCACCUCGUAAUCAAGUCACUGUUAAGAGAAGUGGAUAUAGUGGAGCAGGUGGAGUGGAUGUGUUGUAA